CUACAACAAUGAGGGCGACGAUGAGGAGAUGCGGUGGAGGCUGGUGCAGACAGGGCGAGAGAGCGAGAGGAGCGGUACUCUGUCAGCGUCUCAGCACGAUGAUUGUAACGACAAGUGGAUGGAUGGCUCGCCCAUCGCUCCCUCCUACUCCCCUGCCAGCUCAGCUCUGAGUCUACCUCCCUCGCUGCGUCUUGGAGCAAACAUGUCCUCUCCUCACUACUCCGCCAGCCCUGUCAGCCUGGGGCUCAAGAAGUUGGGCCUUGGCCUGUGCCUUUCGAGUCCGCGGGGGAAGCUGAAGCGCCUGAACACAACCGUGAUCUCGCCCCGAGGAGGACGAUGUAUCCAGUACAAGAAGGAGUUGCUGUCGAUGGAAAACUCAGAGACAAGUGACUUGUCAAGUUCUGAGUCCUUCAAUUCGAUGACUCCUCGCUCUAUCGUCACCGAAGGUCUUGUCAACGAGAAGUUCGAGCUCCUCAACAAGUCAGCAGCUCCUGAGGAGGUUGAGGAUCCUUCCCCAGUACAUGCCGAAGAAGACGAAUCUACGGGCCAGAACGACAACCCGCAGUGGCUACAUGGCACCCUCCAGGAGACCGCGCUGUCCUCCAUCGCUGACUGCGACUCCUCAGGAGGAAGCCAGCCCUCGAACCUCGAACGAGACUUGUCGGGCACGAGCAGGAAAAGUCCUGGGUUGCAGGGGAGCGACGGGAAGGCAAAGGAGGAGGAGGGAGAGGACAAGGGACUGAAGUUCGAGGUCUCAUGCAGCUUGCUGUCUGAGGUGGAAGAGAGUGCAUGCGGGAGACGAGAGGACGGAAUGUCGCCAGAGGAGGUGCAGCUUUCAAGGAAGGGCGACGAGGCAGCUCGAGCAAAUGAGACAGGGGUUGAAGGGGUCCUGCAGCAGGAGCUGCUGAAGAAGGGAAGGCAAGAAGGAGACAGUGGGGUGAGGGAAGAAGUGAGUGAGAUGAAGGAGGAGCAGAGCGUGAAGGAGAGAGAUCGGGCGAAGGAUGCUCCCUGCAUUCAUUUGGGUCAUGGAGUGAAGACGAGAGGACGGGGUUGUCUGCGGCAGUUUACCCUGCUAGCAGCAGGAGCUCUUGGAGGAGGGCUCGCCGUGGCGAUCUCCCUGCACUCCAUGCAGCAAGGGGACGCAAACAUGAUGCCGUUGCUAGUGUGACAAGUAGGACAGCGUGAAUUACGAACUUUGGUUCUGUUAUGUUGAGUUUGAGUGAAGUACGAACACGGAC
Molecule: messenger RNA, 1238 nt
Organism: Guillardia theta CCMP2712
Lineage: Eukaryota; Cryptophyceae; Pyrenomonadales; Geminigeraceae
Exons: 4
Source: RefSeq, a predicted model, not a curated record